Equus caballus (horse) is the source of this 2109-nucleotide messenger RNA. RefSeq names its product solute carrier family 35 member G1 (gene SLC35G1). The record is from RefSeq and is a predicted model, not a curated record. NCBI's taxonomy places the organism in Eukaryota, Metazoa, Chordata, Mammalia, Perissodactyla, Equidae. Gene Ontology annotation, biological process: regulation of cytosolic calcium ion concentration; calcium ion export across plasma membrane. Gene Ontology annotation, cellular component: endoplasmic reticulum membrane; plasma membrane.
CGCCCUGCCGCCGCCGCCGCGGCCGGAAGAGCCGAGCAGCCCAGCAGCUGCUGUCGGCGCCAGACGCCGCGGCGGCCGCGGAGAGAGCGCUGGCCGCAGGAUGCGGCCCCUGGACGGUACCGGGGCCGCCGAGCUGCCGGAGGCCGGGCUCGCGCUGACGGACGAUGCGCCCCCGGGCGCGAGCGAGGAGCCUGCGGCCGCCGAGGCAGCGGAGACGGCCGCUCCCGGCAGGUGCUGGCUGUGCCGCUCCUCGCCGUGCGGCUCGUGCGCGCAGCCGGAAGCCAAGAAGAAAGCACCCUGUCCUGGACUUGGCUUGUUUUACACAUUAUUUUCUGCCUUCCUUUUCGCGUUGGCCUCUUCACUGGUUAAAAAAGUGGAAGACGUCCAUGCUGUAGAAAUUAGUGCAUUCCGAUGUGUGUUCCAAAUGAUAGUUGUUAUCCCUUGCUUAAUAUACAGAAAAAGUGGGUUUCUAGGCCCCAAAGGUCAACGCAUCUUCCUGGUUCUCAGAGGGUUCCUUGGUUCUGCCUCCAUGAUGUUUGCAUACUACGCUUUCCAGACGACGUCCCUCGCUGACGCCACGGUUAUCUCGUUUACCUGUCCAGUGUUUACGUCCAUAUUCGCUUGUAUAUUUCUCAAGGAAAAAUACAGCCCUUGGGAUGCUCUCUUCACCGCCUUCACAAUCGUCGGAGUGAUCUUGAUCGUGAGGCCACCAUUUUUGUUUGGUUCCGACACUAUGGAGAUAAAUGAAAGCUAUUCGGUUCACCUGAAGGGCACGUUCGCGGCAAUCGGACAUGCCGUGUUUGCUGCCAUGACUCUGGUUAUCCUAAGAAAAAUGGGGAAAUCUGUGGACUACUUUUUGAGCAUUUGGUAUUAUGUAGCACUUGGCCUCAUCGAGGGUAUCAUCGUCCUCUUUAUAUUAGGAGAAUGGAGUCUGCCAUACUGUGGGUUGGACAGGCUAUAUCUCAUACUAAUUGGGCUGUUCGGUUUGGGGGGUCAGGUGUUUCUCACGAAAGGAAUUCAAAUAGAAAAAGCAGGGCCAGUAGCAAUAAUGAGGACUAUGGAUGUGGUCUUUGCUUUUAUCUUUCAGAUUAUUUUCUUUAACGAUGUGCCAACGUGGUGGACGGUGGGUGGCGCUCUCUGCGUAGUAGCCAGUAGUACCGGAGCGGCCAUUCGUAAAUGGUGCCAGAGUUCCAAAUGAAGCAUCAUUGCCAAAAUGUCUCUUUUUUUCAAGGUCACCGUCACCCCGUUCAGACACACCACACACGCACACACCUGGAAAAUCUGCAUUACUUCAUUGAUAUUAAAUAAAUUUCAUAAUUAAAGUACCAUUUUUGAAUUUAGUAUGUCUUUAAUUAGCUAAGACUAGCCAGUCAGUUGGUCUAGCAAUUAUUUUUUCAGCAAUUAUAUUUUGUUUUUUUUUUUUUGUUGAGGUGGUGUUGGUAAGAGGACAAAUCACUAGAGAAAAACUACAAGAUUGUUUAUGACUCUAGUAUAAAUAUAGGUAGUUUCUUAAAGUGUAUUUUUUGGUACCGAUGGGAGUUAGGUGGCGAGGAAAUUUUAGAUGUGUUUUUAGCAGUAUAGAGGUAAGAAACUUAGUGAUAAUAAUGCUGCUAUAAUUAGUAUUAUGUUGAUAAUUCAUUUGAAACAUAAUUCCAUGUAGGAGGCCAAAGCUGAAACUUGGAAUUGGUGCCUCCUUAGUGGUGUUAAUAAUGCAAAUGAAUUAGCCUUAUUUUCAAGGCUUUUAUAAAUGGUUAUCAUUCUUUUAACCCAUAUUUGUGCCUUUUCAUUUUAAUGCUGGAAUUUUUCUAUGUAAACUUUUAAAAAAGUCUUUAAAUCACCAAAUUUGGCUAAUAGUUUUCUCUUUCAGUGUCAUUAGCAACUGUAGCUAUCAUUCUGUAAUUUUAAUUGUCCUCUGUUUUUUGGAAAUUGCACCAAAUUUUUGCUAACUUUCUAAGAUUUCAGGUCUUUAAAUCACAAGAGGGAUUCUUGGCAUGGCCAAUGUGCACACUUUCAUCCUGAAGUGUUUUCCCCUUCACUAGAAAUGUGCUUUUCUAUAAAUUCUCUUUGAAUUUAUAGUGUGAUGCCAAAUAAAAUUUUCUCAGGAUUUCA